Messenger RNA from Xyrauchen texanus (razorback sucker), 3496 nucleotides. RefSeq names its product arf-GAP with dual PH domain-containing protein 1-like. Gene Ontology annotation, cellular component: plasma membrane; intracellular membrane-bounded organelle. Gene Ontology annotation, molecular function: phosphatidylinositol bisphosphate binding; GTPase activator activity. The transcript is spliced from 11 exons. Lineage: Eukaryota; Metazoa; Chordata; Actinopteri; Cypriniformes; Catostomidae. Gene Ontology annotation, biological process: positive regulation of GTPase activity. The record is from RefSeq and is a predicted model, not a curated record. Bases 261 to 1394 code for a protein of 377 amino acids.
GAGAAGGAUCUCCCGCUCUCUCUCUCCACAACCUUGAGCGCAAACACAAAGAGGGAGAGAAAGACGCUCUAUUUGUAACCAUUUACAUAAAAAGACACUCUCAUCGGGCUUUACAACUAGACGCGGCUGGCUUCGGUUAUUUUGUGGUUAUUUGGCGGAAAAGCUUGAAGAUUUCUUCGCUGUCCCAUUCGUCAACCUGCUCGCGAUAAACCCUGCGGAGACGUAUCGAUCCCUUCUUCCUCUCGUCUUUAGGGCGAGUCAUGGCGAAAGAGCACGAUCGGGACAGCUGCCUUCUGCGCGAUUUACGGCAGCGGGCCGGUAAUGACAUCUGCGCGGACUGCGGUGCUGCAGAGCCAGAUUGGGUGUCUGUGACUCUGGGUGUAUUCAUGUGUCAAGGAUGCUCUCUCAUCCACAGAAGUAUCCCCAGCCUCAGCCAGGUAAAGUCUGUACUGCAGGACACAUUUGAAGAUAACGAAACAGAGUUUAUCGCCUCUAUGGGGAAUGAAGCAGCAAAGGCAAAUUAUGAACAGCAAGUACCACCAUUUUAUUACCGGCCCUCCCACACAGACUGCAGAAUUUUGAGGGAACAAUGGAUCAGAGCCAAAUAUGAGAGACAAGAGUUUAUAUACAUCGAGAAACAAGAGCCUUAUUCAGCAGGGUACAGAGAGGGGUUUCUAUGGAAACGUGGUCGAGACAACGGGCAAUUUUUCAGUCGCAAGUUCAUUCUGUCUGAAAGGGAGGGAGCGCUCAAGUACUUCAACAAGCAGGAUGCGAGAGAAGCAAAAGCCAUAAUGAGGAUUGAAACCCUAAAUGCUACUUUCCAGCCAGCUAAAAUAGGCAACCCCUGUGGACUGCAGAUCACCUAUCUCAAAGACAACAGCACCAGAAAUAUCUUUGUGUACCAUGAAGACAGUAAGGAAAUGGUGGACUGGUUCACUGCAAUCCGAGCAGCACGGUUUCAUUACCUAAAGGUGGCAUUUCCUGGAGCUAAUGAUGAGGACCUGGUACCAAGACUUACAAGGAACUUCAUGAAGGAAGGUUACAUGGAGAAAACUGGCCCAAGGCACACUGAAGGUUUUAAGAAAAGGUGGUUUACUAUGGAUGAUAGGAGACUAAUGUACUUUAAAGAUCCCAUGGAUGCAUUUGCACGUGGAGAGGUCUUCAUCGGCAGCAAGGAGAACAGCUAUACCGUCGUACCUGGACUGCCGCCCUCUAUUCAAGGCUACCAUUGGAAGUAUGGCAUCACCAUUGAAACACCUGACAGGAAAUUCCUGUUUGCUUGUGAAACAGAGGCAGAACAGAAGGACUGGAUCGCUGCCAUUCAGAGAGUUGUUAACCGACCCAUGAUGCCACAGGAGUACGCAGUUGAGGCUCAUUUCAAGCACAAGCCUUGAUGCUGGCUGUAGACCUGCCUACAUCCAGGUGGGACUGGACAAUAAACAGUAAUUCUGUCCAAUGACUCUGGAUAUGUUGAGAUGGAGAUUGGGGUGAGCUCUGGACCACAGCAAGUCACUAAAACUACAAAAGAAGAUUUCCCUUUCUACCUUGAUUUAGUACUAAUGGACCAGACACUGGACUGCAUUGACAACAUCUUAACAGAGCAUAAUCACUGUGGUUUCAUUGUUGUGAAUGUCCCUUUGUAUUUGGUUAAACUCCUCUUUACCAAAGCAGACAUACUGGGUGUCAUUCGCCAAGCUACUGUAUAGAUAUAGUAUGUGAAUGUUCUUCAUGUAAAGAUACAAACUUAACAUUUACUCUGUAAAUGAAAUGGUUGGCUGGCAGCACCUAGUACAAGUUGUUGCAUUUUCUUUGCAAUACAUUUUGACUGAUGUUAUAAAUGGGAAAUACCGUAUUGUACUGUAUAUCCAAGCAAAUGCUGCUUUAAAGUAUUGUGGUACCCUCAGACACUAAGCAAAAUGAUUUUUGUUCAAUUGUCCAAAUGUUUUUUCUGUUUCUGUUCAGUUAAAAUGGUCUUUGAACCUUUUCUGCAAAAAGGAGAACAUCUCGAAACCAUGUUAGAAAUCAAUAUUUGAAUGAAGAAGCUCUGAUUUAUAAUUAUAUCAUAUGAAGGGCAGUUUUAAGAGCAGAUCAUUUCAUAGCAUAGCACCAUAUUAUUCUCCAUACUACUUUUGUUAUGUGUAAAUGGUGACUAAGAGCUUCAUUAACAGUUUUUUGUCAAUACAUCUUGCAAUGCUGAUAAUUCUGUUUUUGAGUAAUCCACCUCCACAAGGUGGCAGCACAUCACAGAUUAAGAUGCAACUGCACGUCCCUUUAUUCUUAAAGAAAUAGUUUACCCAAAAAUGAAAACUCAAUCAUCAAUUAGGCACCAUCAUGUUGUUCCAAAUCCACAUGACUCUCUUUCUGUGGAACACAUAAGGUGAAGAAUAUCCUGGCCAUUCUUUUCCAUGAUAUGAAAGGGAUUUGGGAAUGGUGCCAAAAGCAACAUGAAAGGAUCAUAAAAGUAAUCCAUCCAGUUUAUGCACUAUAUUACAAGUCUUCUGAAGCUAUACAAUAGCAUUGUUUAAGAAACUGAUCAAACUUUAAAGGUGCUGUUAGUGAUUUUAGCCAUUCUGUAACGAAACUGAGCUGUUCAUCUUAUUUAAUGUGUUUGAACAUAUCUGUUCUUAAAACAGGUUAACUGUGGCCGUCCUGUUCAGGUUACAAUGUUCAGUUUUGAUUAGUUUAAAAUAAGGGUAAUUUAACUUUCUGUAACAAAAAGUACUAUAUAAAUGCCAUGUUUUGGGGGGUACAUUGGGUGUGUAACUGGUACAAUGCUUUUACCAGUUUCUCAUUUGGUGGACUAGUGUCACAUAUAUGGAAAUGGCAGCACUAAAUCAGUGCAAAUGUUAAAAAUGAAUAUACUAUAAUAAUACAUUCAUAAUGUAUCCUUAAAAUGUAUUUUAGUUGCGCUAUUGUCAUAUUUACAAAAUGCGUAUUACAGAAAAGGUCAUUUGUAAUUUGGUGUGUGUGUGACUGUGUAUGAAUAGGGUCGGGGUUUGUCAGACACCGUUGCCUGACCUGAUGCAUUCCACUGCCUUCAUCCCCAUCCGCCUGGCUCCACAGCACUGUGGAAUUGUGUAUGUCAAUGUUGGUUCUGUCUGGUUGCUUGUUGUCAUUGGCGGCUGGGCUGUGCAAGUGAAGCUGAGUAGACACUAUAAAUUACACAGCAGGAGGCUGUUUUCAACCCAGCAGAAAAUCAUUAAUUAGGGUGGGAACGCUUAAGCACUGACCAUCCUAUUUACUUCACUAGAGUGGGCUGGGAAGGUAAAGAAGACUCUGAGUACCAUCAUACUAUCUGUCAAUCACGACUUAAACAUGAAACUUCUCAAAUACACAGUGAAAUCAUAAAGGAAAAUGAGUUUAAAAAAAGCUACAUUGUGUGUUUAUUUACAUGAAGGAGAGUGUGAACUGUGCCUAUAUAGCAUGCUAUAUAUAUAUGUGUGUGUGUGUGUGUUAUUUAUUUUAUAUAGCUUAAAUUGAUUCAGUUGUGGACAGU